Messenger RNA from Neohortaea acidophila, 1581 nucleotides. RefSeq lists its product as uncharacterized. Lineage: Eukaryota; Fungi; Ascomycota; Dothideomycetes; Mycosphaerellales; Teratosphaeriaceae. The transcript has a single exon. The coding region runs from base 96 to 1520 and encodes 474 amino acids. Gene Ontology annotation, molecular function: protein binding. The record is from RefSeq and is a predicted model, not a curated record. Gene Ontology annotation, cellular component: U5 snRNP.
GCCACGACUUCUGUCAUCAUCAUUCGACCACACCCAGUAAUGGAUGGUAUCAUCUCCUCUCCAAACACCCAUCAAAAAUCCCCUCGGCGGCUCAAAUGGCACAAGUUACAUCCGAAGCUCGCCCCAAGAGAGCAGGCGACGACUUUGCCCGCGCGCGCCAUGAAUCCACCAGCAAAAAACCACGCUUCGACGCCCGCAACCCCAGCACCCUCGCCGCCGACGCCCCGGAGGAAGAUGUAAUCCUGGAUGCAGAUGUGAUUGGCAAAGGCGGGAACCAGGUCAAGCGCAACGCGGUGAAUAUCGACGGAUACGAUUCGGAUUCCGACAAUGACAAUUUCAAUGCGAGGGCGGCGCAGAGGGAACGAGAGAGGAAGAAGUCUGAAGGGAGUGGAGGAAGGCGGAGCAAGGACGAGGAGGAGGAUGACAUGUUUGCUGAUUUGGAGGAGGAGGUGCAGGGGACUGCAAGUGGAGAUGAAGACGAGGAAGGGACGAAGCUGAAGAAGAAGGAUGUCAAGUUCCUCGAUCAGACGGAGAUUGAGGGGCAGGUGAUGAAUAGCACGAGUGGAGGGCAUGUUUCCUCGGAGAUUCUGCUGGGCAAGGGAAAGAAGCGGGCAGCGGAAGAGGAGUCGGAGUCGAGUUCCGGAGAGGACGAAGAUCGUGAUCUGCUGCCGGAGGAAAUGGAGGAAGACCUCGCGGCGGAGAUUGGCGCCGGGGGCAAGAAGAAACAUGCGCCACGGCUGGAUGCGUUCAAUCUCAAGGACGAAGAGGAGGAGGGCAAGUUCGACGAGGCGGGCAAUUUUGUGCGCAAAGCUACGGAUCCCGGUGCCGCCAACGAUACCUGGCUGGAGGGAUUGAGCAAGAAGGAUAUGAAGCGGGCGCGGGAGGCGCAGGAGAAGAGGGAGCAGGAGCAGAGACGGCAGGCGGCGGAGAGCGACGCGCUGCUCACGAGCGACCUGCUGUCGACGCUGAUUGCGCGCCUCGAGACCGGCGAGACGGCUCUGGAAGCGCUUCAGCGGCUGAACAAGGGCAAGGGCGCGGAGAAGAAGAAGGUGCCGAAGUGGAAGUUGAAGAAGAUGAGGAAUGGCAUGGAUGUCGACGGCGAUGAUGAUGACGCUGCCGGGUCUGCCGGGAACGUCGACGCCGCAGAGGCGGAGAGGCGUCAGGCAGUCGAGGCCAUUACGGGCGCGGCAGACGCGCUGUACUCACGCCAACAGCACGAAAUCUACGAGACGGAGCGGGAAAUGCUGAUGCGCCAGUUUCGACGGGAGACGGGAGAGGACUGGCGUGCUGCUCCUGCUGUGCCCGAGCCUGCAGCUGCUGCCAAGGAGAUCGCAGCGGAAACGGAGGAUAUGUGGGAGUACAGGUGGGGCGAUGCGCGAGACGGAGGGCAGCAGCAUGGCCCUUACGAUGGGCCGACGAUGCAGGCGUGGAAUGAGGCCGGGUACUUCGAGGAAGGGGUGGAGUUUCGAAGGGUUGGAGGAGGCCCGGACGACUGGAGUCGAGUCCUCGACGUUAGGUAGCGAACCAUCAUAGUCACCAGACGAGAAUGUUUCCAAACGGAGCAGGACAUAAGAGUGUGGC